Messenger RNA from Nerophis lumbriciformis (worm pipefish), 2923 nucleotides. RefSeq lists its product as uncharacterized. Gene Ontology annotation, biological process: regulation of transcription by RNA polymerase II. Lineage: Eukaryota; Metazoa; Chordata; Actinopteri; Syngnathiformes; Syngnathidae. The record is from RefSeq and is a predicted model, not a curated record. Gene Ontology annotation, molecular function: DNA-binding transcription factor activity; RNA polymerase II cis-regulatory region sequence-specific DNA binding.
UGCGUAAACCGAUCGUGUCUUCCGGUGCCGAUGAGUUGGGAAAACCAGCACCAACAGAAUGGAGACGGAACAAUGCCUACAUUUGUUUCGUAACACUAAACACAAGUCAACGACGGAAGUUUUACCUGCAGAUGUAAGAAAGGUGAUUGUUGGUGAAGACCAACAGCAGGGUUGGAUCUCCAGGCUGGAACAGCAGGAAGACAUGGAAGAGGAAGAGGGGGAGGCUGACGUCAGCAAGUCCCAUGUGAAGAGUGAGGAAGAGCAAGCCGAGUGGUCACAGCAUCAUCACAGAGAGGAGGAGACGCUGAGGUAUCGCGAUGCUCUCGCGGGAGGAAAACCUUUUUCUUGCUCGCUUUGUGGCAAAAGCUUUUCUCGCAAAGGACACCUGAUCACGCACACACGAACACACUCCGGAGAGAAAACAUUUACUUGCUCAGUGUGCGGCAGAAACUUCUCAGAUAAGAGCAACAUGAUGACACACACGAGGACGCACUCUGAGGAAAAACUUUUCACUUGCUCUGUUUGCGGCAAAGGAUUCUCUGUCAAGAGAUAUUUGGUGUCCCACAUGAGGAUACACACGGGAGAAAAACCUUAUUCUUGCUCAGUGUGCAACGCAGAUUUCAGUUACCGCAUGUCGCUAGUGCUGCACAUGAGAACGCACACCGGAGAGAAACCUUUCACUUGCUCGGUUUGCGCAAAAGGUUUCUGCCAGAAGGGACAGCUAAGAGCACACAUGAGGACGCACACGGGAGAAAAACCUUUUCCCUGCUUGUUCUGUGGGGAACUGUUCUCUCAGAAAGGACACAUGAUGUCUCAUGCGAGAACACACUCGGGAGAAAAACCCUUUACAUGCUCAUUUUGCGGGAAGGCUUUCUCCGAUAAGCGAAACAUGACAAUACACACGAGAAGUCAUGCUGAUGAGAAGAAGUCUUUACCAUCAGACGUGUUCAAAGUGAUCGUUGGUGAAGACCAGCAGCAGGAGUGCAGCUCCAGGGUGGAGCAGGAGGAGCCACAACCCCCCCACAUCAAGGAAGAAGAUGAGGAGGCUCACGUCGCCAAGAUCCGUAUGAAGAGUGAAGGUGAUGAAGAGCAAGCUCAGUCGUCUCAACUUCAUCGUCGCAGCCGAGACCGCCGGGAAGGAGCUGAAGCAGACCGUCAUUCAGGUCCGCUCUCGGAUUCUGAGGACACCGACUCUAAUGACGAUUCCAAAGUGGACAAAAAGCAGUUCCGCUGCUCUGAAUGUGACAAAAUAUUCGCCAAUAAGUAUCAGCUGGUCUACCACAUUAGAACGCACACCGGAGAAAAGAUCAUCUGCUGUGUGUGCGGCAAGGACUUCUCCAGCAAGAGCAAUCUGAGGACCCACAUGAGGACGCACUCGGGGGAAAAACCGUUCACUUGCACUGUUUGCGGCAAAGGAUUCUCAGUCAAGAGAUAUUUGAUGUCCCACAUGAGGACACACACAGGGGAAAAACCUUAUUCCUGCUCGGUGUGCAAUGCAGAUUUCAGUUACCGCAUGUCGCUGGUGCUGCACAUGAGAACGCACACCGGAGAGAAACCUUUCUCUUGCUCGGUGUGCGCCAAGAGUUUCUGCCAGAAGGGACAGCUGAGGGCGCACAUGAGGACGCACACGGGAGAAAAACCUUUUUCUUGCUCGUUCUGCGGGAAGACUUUCUCCGAACGGGGACACAUGAUCUCACACGUGAGAACGCACACCGGGGAGAAACCGUUCUCCUGCUCGCUGUGUGGGAAGCUGUUUGCCACGAAGAGGAAUAUGAUAAUACACACGAGGACGCACACUGGAGAGACACCUUUCAGUUGCACUGUGUGUCACAAAAGAUUCCCACACAAGUACCAGAUCACCAGACACAAGUGCUUGUGUGACAGCAGCAGCAGUCAAUGACAGCUGGGCAUGUCUUCACAAAGUUUUUGUACUCAAAUGAAGUAACUUCUAAUGACGUACUCACAAUUUGCCGUUCGUAUCGUGAUGGACUUUGGCGCAAUUCCCGCUCUCGUGCUUUUAUAAUGCAAUUUCCCUGACUUUGGAUAUUAUUUCCACUCUCACGUUGAGUCUUUCUGUUUAUUACCACUGGAAAAACAGGAGGUUCUCAUUACCGUAUUUUCCGGGCUAUAGAGCACACGGGUAUUUAAGCCUCACCCACCAAAUUUUAGAAGAAUUAAAUAUUUUAACACAUAUUAGUCUCACCAAACUAUAAGCCGCAGAUACAUACCGGUACAAAAUAUUUUUUUAAUGUUUAUUCACAUACCUUAAUUGUUUCCAAACAGUGCCUGUCACAGGGUAGUAAAACGGCUGAUAAAAAAAAAAACAGAAGUCAUUGUCAUGGACCCACUAGCUGCAGAAACUAGCUCUCCAAUCAGCUAAACAGAUUUAACAACUCCACUGUGACGUUUUGGUGAAUUUACCAAACUGAAACAACACAAAAAAGAAUGUCAUUGUAAGUUAUCAAUACUUAAUACACAGACACUUGUAAACGUGUUAGCAUAUUGCUUAGGCUAACAACACUGGCUUGAUUACAUUACAAUCGCACACACACAUGCGUGAAAACAUUCCUACAGACAUCACACAUGAGAUGGUUUAGUAAGUAUGACUUGUUUUAGUUAUAUUGUAAACUUACAACCGUUGCUUGGAGUGAUGAAUGAAGAAUCCUUUGCGAGCCAAAAUGCUAUAUAUCAUACCUUCUCAAAUAGUCGGGUGAGGCGUGUAACCUCGGGUAACAUGCUUUUUUUGUCAUACCAGAAUAUGAUGACGUGUAUGUAACAUACGGCUUCACUGUAACCACGGUAGGAGGCGAGGAAAUGCUGGUGUGUUGUUUCCUUUAAUGUUAAUAAAAUUACAAAGUUAUGCAGAGGUGUAAUUAAAAAAAAAAUUAUAGACAAAUUAUACUAUUCAUAGUCACAGUGGAAA